Protopolystoma xenopodis is the source of this 255-nucleotide messenger RNA. Lineage: Eukaryota; Metazoa; Platyhelminthes; Monogenea; Polystomatidea; Polystomatidae. The record is from the annotation of a GenBank genome assembly.
AUAAUCGACAAAAAUCUAUGCAACCCAUCUGAAGAAAUCGAAAUCCUACUUCGGUUCACCGCUUUUCCUCAUAUAAUCACUUUGAUAUGUGUUUACGAAAACGACGAUCUUGUAUAUAUUGUCACUGAGUACCUUCGAGGGGGCGAGCUCCUGGAUAAAAUCUGCCGCCAGAAGUCAUUCUCAGAGCGCGAGGCUAGUGCCGUACUGGAAGUGUUAGCGCGGACAGUAAAAUAUCUCCAUGAACACAUGAUAUAA